Megalops cyprinoides (Indo-Pacific tarpon) is the source of this 1495-nucleotide messenger RNA. RefSeq names its product serine protease inhibitor 2.1-like. Lineage: Eukaryota; Metazoa; Chordata; Actinopteri; Elopiformes; Megalopidae. The record is from RefSeq and is a predicted model, not a curated record. Gene Ontology annotation, molecular function: serine-type endopeptidase inhibitor activity. Gene Ontology annotation, biological process: negative regulation of endopeptidase activity. The transcript has 4 exons. The coding region runs from base 11 to 1261 and encodes 416 amino acids.
AGCUGCCAAGAUGAGGCUGCUUCUGAGCUUGUGUGUCAUGCAGAUGGUGCUUUGGUCUGCUGUCCAGGGUAACGGAGAGAAUGGAGGGCAGCCCCACCCUUGUCCCCCUGUGCAUGACACAGAUCGUUUCAAUGGCAGCCUUAGGAUUUACCACCAGAAUGCUGAUUUCGCCUUCCGCCUCUACAAACACAUCUCUGCCCUACCCGACUCGCAAUCCAAGAACGUCUUCUUCUCUCCGCUCAGCGUGUCCGUUUCCCUGGCGGCGCUGUCAGUGGGGGCGAGAGGCGAGACGCACCAGCAGCUCUUUGAAGGUCUCGGCUUCAAUGGGACGGAUGUCACUGCGGAGGAGGUUAACGAGGCCUUCCAGCACAUCUUCCAAGACCUCAACAAGAAAACAGACGUGGAACUUUCACUAGGCAGUGCAGUUUUCAUCAACGACAAAUUCAAGCCCCAUGCUGAGUUUCUGGAGAGCAUAAAGCGUUACUAUCAGGCAGAUGGUUUCAGCACUGACUUCCAAAAGGCCAGCGAAGCUAAGGACCAGAUAAAUAAAUAUGUGAAUGAAAAGACCAAGGGCAAAAUAGCACAGUUAGUUGAUAAUCUGGGACUAGAUGUAGUAAUGUAUCUUGUCAGCUACAUACAUUUUAAAGGCAAAUGGGAGAUUCCUUUCAGUCCCACGUUAACCAAGGAAGACACAUUCCAUCUUGAUGAUAAAACAACUGUUCCGGUUCAAAUGAUGACUAUGGAAGAUUUAAUGUCUGCUCAUCAUGAUGAGGAGACGUCCACUCAUGUCCUUCGGCUGGAUUACAAUGAAUCUGUCUCAAUGUUGCUUGUCCUCCCUGAGAAAGGCAUGAAAGAGCUAGACAAGGUUAUUUGCAGGGCCUAUUUGAGAAAAUGGAUGAGAUCAAGGAUGACAAGGCGAUACAAGGUGUUUGUCCCAAAACUGUCUCUCAAAACCUCAUAUAAACUCAAAGAAGUUCUGAAAGAAAUGGGGAUCACAGAUAUAUUUCAGGAUACGGCAAACCUUGCGGGAAUAUCAGAUGAACCACUGUUUGUGUCAAAGGUUGUUCAUAAGGCCACUUUAGAUGUAGAUGAGGCAGGGUCUGAAGCAGCUGCAGCCACUGGAGUGGAAAUCUCGCGGCGUACCUUUCCUGUUAGCUAUUCAACCUUGACAUUUAAUCGUCCUUUCAUGGUUUUUAUGCUCAAUCGUGAUACCAGGAGUAUACUGUUCAUGGGAAAAGUUGUCAAUCCAGCAGAAACAUAGAAUACAUUUUUAUUUAGCUUAUAAGAGUUAUCUGAACAUGGCUGUUUAAAUGUGGAAACAGGUUUGACAGGAACAAAAAGCAAUUACAUCUUCAGAAAAAAAGAUUUUUUUUUGUUGUUAUGUUGAGGUUCACAAAGAUAUUCUGAAAUAAAAUGAGUAAAAAUGUACCCAUGUGUCACACACUCACUUCCUACUGGUGUGUAUCUCAUUAAACUCGAAACACACAUUAAAGUU